AUGCGGUUCUUGUGUUUUGUCGGUAUCCUCUUCGCCCUUACCGGAAUUUCGUUCGGGUCUUUAUCAGGGAAUGGACCUAAGCUUCUCGUCGAUUUCGCUUUGCAGGCUGGGAACGCUGUCCCUGGAGCUAUAGAAGAUGCAAAAGAAUCCAAAGGGGUAGACGGAAUGCGAAGAAGUGCUUACCAAUAUAUCUACGCAAACCAAAACCGUCCUCCAGUCGCAGCAGGGCGAGCUGUGAUCACCCCUGCGCCUAUAGCCGCUCUACAACAGCGUCAAACAAGCUCCGAAACAGUCUGCGGUAGCGAUGACCUGGCUUGCGCGUCCUGCCACCAAGCAGUAGCCACCAUAGACGUCUGUGCCCCCGUCUUCUCCUCCUGGGGUAUCGAGAACCCUACCUAUGAAGACGCCGCUCUCUGCCUGUGUAUCGACUGGCCAAGCAUAGAUAACCCGCAAUGGGUCGGUGAAGCAUUUGAUGGUCCCUUUGCUGCAUGUCCCGCCUUUGCGAGCACAUCGGUACCAACUCUUGCUGCGGAAUUAGCGAGUAUCACCGGGUUCUGUUCCUCGGUGUACGAUGUUGCGGUGAAGGCUGAGAUGACCUCCGAUUUUGUGACUGCGACGGCCCAAGCAGAGCCUACCAGAACUACUGCUACUUUGGCUGCGACAGAAACUGGUUCUGCUCUUCGGAGCAGAAUAAAUGGGCGUUUAAUGACGCCUAUGUUGAUUAUAGUGGCUUUUGUUAUAACAUAA
Messenger RNA from Bipolaris maydis ATCC 48331, 747 nucleotides. RefSeq lists its product as uncharacterized. Lineage: Eukaryota; Fungi; Ascomycota; Dothideomycetes; Pleosporales; Pleosporaceae. The record is from RefSeq and is a predicted model, not a curated record.